Sitophilus oryzae (rice weevil) is the source of this 984-nucleotide messenger RNA. RefSeq lists its product as uncharacterized. Bases 1 to 984 code for a protein of 327 amino acids. The record is from RefSeq and is a predicted model, not a curated record. The transcript has 2 exons. NCBI's taxonomy places the organism in Eukaryota, Metazoa, Arthropoda, Insecta, Coleoptera, Curculionidae. Gene Ontology annotation, cellular component: nucleus. Gene Ontology annotation, molecular function: DNA binding.
AUGGGAUUCGACAUAGAUUCAAGAAUGGACAAGCCGCAUAACUUUGGUCCAUCGGAGAUAUAUAAUGUCGACGAGACUGGUCUUUCUACAGUCCAGAGACCACAGAAAAUUGUUGGACGAAAGGGCAAGCAACAAAUAGGAUCUUUAACAAGUGGCGAACGAGGCGUAAAUACUACGUGCGUUUGCUGUUUUAAUGCUGCCGGAAUGAACAUUCCACCGAUGUUAAUUUUCAAACGCAUCAGAUUUAAAGAUGAACUCAAAGAAGACGCACCUCCAGGGACAAUAUUUGCUUGUUCGGAAUCGGGAUGGAUAACCAGCGAAUUAUUUGUAAAAUGGCUAAAGCAUUUUAUUAAUUUCGUAAAACCGUCGAAAAAUAAAAACGUGCUUUUAAUUAUGGACGGUCACACAACACACACCAAAAAUCUGGAAGCCAUAACUCUAGCUAGAGAGAAUGGAAUAAUUAUGAUGUCAUUACCAGCUCACACCACACAUAGGAUGCAACCGUGUGAUAUUUCAUUUUUUAAGCCCCUUAGCUCAUAUUACAAUCAAGCAGCUGAUAAGUGGCUUCGUGCCAAUCAUAGCCAAAAUAUUACACAAUUUCAAGUAUCAAGGCUACUUGGAGAAGCGUAUGCUAAAGCAGCAUCGGUCGGAAACGCCGUUAGCGGCUUUGCAAAAUGUGGCAUAUGGCCUUUAGAUCCCAAUGUUUUUGACGAUAAUGAGUUUGUUAGUCUUCCCAGUGAUAACAUGGAUUGCAUAAAUACCCCAAAAGACCAAAUAGAACCUAAAACACAAGCAGUGGCGCAAGAAGUUUUUACUAGCGUCAAUAGCCCCUUGGAAAUCCCAUCUACCUAUACCUUGGAAGAAUCAGUGGAAGCAGAAUGUUCCACAACAUCCUUCCCAAAAUUUAAAUCUGUGUCCGAAAUAUCUCCUAUGCCAGUUUUGCGCCGAAAGACACGCACAGUCACUUCUAAUGGCACUACAUAA